AACUCUAGCAGAAUAUCGGAAAAACGCAGCGUAUUGGGUGCGGCAGCUCUCAAAAAGGAAGCAUGCACCGAUUUCGCUGUCUCUUUGGUUGGCUGAAUGAGCGAGAGAAAGCAGAAAUGGGAAUUCCGGUAGUUAGGUUUUCGAUGAUGACAACGUUAAUCAGAGUAAUUGGAUUGGCAGUCUUAGUAUUGGUUAUAACAUGGACUUUUCACUUCAGGGGCGGCGUGUCUCUCUCCUCUACUACCAAAGAUCUCACUCUCAUCUUCAAUGUCCAUCCUGUACUGCUGGUGAUCAGUCUUAUUUUAUUAAAUGGCGAAGCCAUGCUAGCAUACAAGACAGUCUCUGGAACUAAAAGCUUGAGAAAGACAGUGCAUUUGACAAUACAAUCUGUAGUGUUUUUAUUGAGUGUGAUCGGUGUAUGGGCUGCUUAUUGGUUCCACAAUUUAAAGGGCGUUGAUGAUUUCUACAGUCUGCAUUCAUGGCUUGGUCUUGCUUGUUUGUUCUUUUUCAGCAUCCAGUGGGCUGCUGGCUUUUCAACCUUUUGGUAUCCUGGUGGUUCCAUAAGCAGCAGAGCUUCUUUACUUCCGUGGCAUGUGUUUUUUGGGAUAUACAUAUAUGCACUUGCAAUUGUCACUGCUGCUACUGGAUUUCUGGAGAAGGCCACAUUCUUACAGGUCCAUCAUAUAAUCUCACGUUACUCCACUGAGGCACUGUUGGUGAAUACUUUAGGUAUGCUAAUUGUUGCUCUCGGAGGUAUAGUGAUUCUUGCUCUCGUAACACCCAUGAAUGGGAAAGGAAAUGCCUAUAAACCACUAGAGUAUGCAAUGCAACAUCCAUCUGUUUAAUUGAUUGGUGGUGCUACUCUUACAGAGGGAUCUAUCUUCUUUGAGUUUGACACAAUAUCAUCUGCGGAAAACAUGAAACUGAAUAUUUUUUGUUUUUACCGCCUGAACUGGCUCGGAAAUGAUCUCUAAUCUCAUUGGUUAAUUCGAGCAGGAAUUUUUCAUUGUUUACUCAUGCUUGGAAGAAAAACUUCCAUUACAUCAAACACAGGUAGUACACCGCAUAUGGGUGCACAAGUCAGAAGGUUACACUGAGAAAGUUGGAGGUUCCAGCAUUUUUCACUUUCUCAUGAUGACAGUAUAGCUUUUCAAGAUGUGAGUGGUGCAUCCGUCCAUGUUAAUGUCCAUAAAAAGUUUAUGAAACGUUUCAUGUUGAAAUUCAUUUGAUUUUGCAGUUGCUUAUUGUACAAACAUAUGAAUAUAAUCUUGAUCGAGCCCUUUAUUAAGUUGGAUAAAAAUUGGAUGA
This is a messenger RNA of Ricinus communis (castor bean), 1308 nucleotides long. Its product is annotated as transmembrane ascorbate ferrireductase 2-like. NCBI's taxonomy places the organism in Eukaryota, Viridiplantae, Streptophyta, Magnoliopsida, Malpighiales, Euphorbiaceae. Gene Ontology annotation, molecular function: oxidoreductase activity. The record is from RefSeq and is a predicted model, not a curated record. The transcript is spliced from 4 exons. The coding region runs from base 63 to 845 and encodes 260 amino acids.